Marchantia polymorpha subsp. ruderalis is the source of this 3662-nucleotide messenger RNA. Lineage: Eukaryota; Viridiplantae; Streptophyta; Marchantiopsida; Marchantiales; Marchantiaceae. The record is from the annotation of a GenBank genome assembly.
GAUUUUACGAAUGUGGCUAAGUCGUGGGAAGGGGUGACUUCUGUGCGUGUGCACAGAUGACAUGUCGGCGAGGUGAGAGUCUUGAAGCAAAAGUCGCACAGUUGCGAUGCGAUGCGGACGCGAACCGCCUCGUCUUGGACGUUUCCCGGACCGACGGAGGACCGACCGCGGGGGCUGGGGCAGCAGGCCCAGCCAGAGCAGGGCCGGGGGAUAAUCAUUCCCAAGUUAUUGGGAGGGGGGAAGCGAGUCGGCUUCGUGUCGCGAAGUCUCGUACAGGGAAAGUAUAAAAUAAUGGCGCAGAUGCUGUGCUCGUAUGCAGCAAAACGGUAGCGUGAUGGUACGUCAAUUAGGAGGAACACCCUCGUCCUCCUCCUCACACAGUGAGCAAUGCAGCGGGCGAAGCAGCGAGCAGGAGCAGGGGGGGAUGGGAUGGGAUGCCAUGGAACCGUCUCCUAGUGCUGCGACGAAUCCGAAUCCCGAUCCGUUACAUAGGGACAGUGGGCGAAUACUUGAUGGGCAUCCGCCAUAUCAAACACCGCGGAACCGCACCGCUGCAGCUCGUGCGAACAGAUCACAUGUCCAGCCAGACGCGGUGGCCUGAGCUGGUGUCGUGAAAAUUCGGGGCCACGCUGUGGCUGGCGUCGCCCGCCUCUCGUCGCGUCUGUUUGUUGCUCUUUUCGGUUGCGGGUCGGUCGAGUGUUACGUUUCCGAUGGGCGAGGCGACGCGAGGCGAGAAACCGCAAUGUAACGGAUCGAUGAUUUUCAGCCAUCAUCCGAUCAUGCCCUCGAUCCCUCGCCCCCUCAAUCCCUGACCGAGAGUGAAUCGAAUCGACCGACUGACUGACCAGGCAGAGGCAGGGGCAGGCAGGGGGCUCGCCAUGCAGCUUUCGCAAAUGCUGCUGCGGGGCCGUACCGAGAACCUGGCUGUGUGGUGAUUCUCGCUUGUGCUAAGCUAAUCCUAGCCCUAGCAUCACAGCAUCACAGCCCAGCCCCCCGGCCUGACAUGCUGUAAAACUGGGGAUGUACGUAGCGAGCCCCAACCCCCAACCCCCGCGAGCCCCCAGAGUGUAGGAGGACGGUAAACUAUGAUUGUCGCAGCACAAUGUCGGUUGCGGAGGUGGCUCUUCUGCGCUUAGCUCAGCUCUGAGAGUGAGCUGGGGUUCGGCGAGAGCCCCAUGCCCCAUGCCCCCAGCCCCAGGCUCCAGGCGCCCAGAGGCCAGACUCGGUCCUUUCCUCGGUGGAGGAGGCAUCGGGGCCUGUGUGUGAAUCUUGUGAUCCGGUUCGUGAGACAAGCCAACAACCUAGCGGUCACAAGCGGGCUCCCUGGGCCAGGGAGUGGGGGGGAGCGAGGGGGGUAGGGGAGGGUGGGAAUCAUACACCGUGGCGCCUGCACGGGGAGCGACCGCUAGCCCCCGAGAGAGAGGCGAGAGGCGAGAGGCGUCGACGAAGAAGAUUCAGUUCCGUCACUCGUGGAAAGAUCCGCUGGCCUGCCUGCCUGCCUGCCCAACACAGACUCCUUGUGGAAGGGCGUGAGCCCGGUCUCGCCAUAUCUACAUCCACAUCAAUGCAGUAGCAGCAUUCGGUGGGGAGCGAGGCGCAAGCAAGGAUUAGUUACGAUGCAUAUGAUUGACAGGGCGUCGUCCGGUUCGGAGGUUUGAACUUUUCUUCGCCGACACGCAGUGAGUCAGAGCGGCCGAGAGGAAUAGUCAAGCGGCCCUGCGCUCGGCCUGCGACGGUGGAAUGAUUUGCUGUCGCCAUCACAACUGACAUGCAACCCACACUAAAGUUGCAGUUACAGCUCCUGCCCGAAGCUCACAGCUCGCAGCUGCUCCUGCAUCUAGUCUCCUUCUAAACUAACACCGCUAACAACUCCCCCGUCUCUCCCUCCCUCCCUCUCUCUCUCUUUCUCUCCCUCUCCCCCCAGGAUAAGAUCGAGCCGUGGUCGCCCAUGCCUCUCCUCUCUUCCUUUUUCUCGUCUCGAUGCUUAUCUUAGAUCGUUCGUUCCUUCGUUCGUUCCUUCCUGCCUGCCUGCCCCGCCCCGAGCCCGACCUCGGCAGCAAAAGCUGUCACGUAGCUCGGCUCCCACAAAGCACAAUGCCCAUUAAACACCCGUCCCCACAGCAGCUCCCAUAGCCGAGGAAAAGCAACUUCGCAUAUCCAUAGCUGCCGUUGCUGUAUCUGCUGCCGCUGCAGCGGCACCAGCUGCCGAUUCAGCUGACUACAGUUCAGCUGCAGACCACUCAUUUACGUCCGAGCCUUUCCUGACAAGGUUUCGCCCGCCCCCGCCCGCUUUCUUUUUUAUUUUUUCUCGCCCUCUUGCCCCUCUUGAUUUGGGUGGGGUGCCCACAGGUGCCUUCGGAGGUCAAGCCCCGCCUCCCUGACUUUUUCUUCGUGCGCAAGGAAAGCCAGCACAGAAGCAGAUUUAUGUCGAUGUCUAGACUCGGCAUAGUUGUUCAGUCCACCCAUCGCACAGUCUCCUGGGGCCGAGUCCAGCCCGAUCCGGUCCAGUCCGGCUCGGCCCAGGUGUUGUGGGAUCUGAUGGGAUGUGACACCUCGCUAGCGAUGGAAAAUUAUCAUGACCGCGUCUGUUGAAUGCGGAGACUGAGGUAUAAGGACCAGCACCAUCAUCUGCUGCAGCGGGCGGAGAGAGAUGUUCAGACCAGAAGACGUGAAGUCUCUGAUUCCGUUGAGGGUCGCGUUCGCUUUUUGUCAGUUGGGUGACCCUAAUGCUCAUGCACCGGGCACUGCCUACCCCCGCCCCCCACCCCCUCCCCAACCCCCGCCACCCUUUGCCCCAGUAGCGACUCCCCGCAGUCCUGCCUCGCCUCGGAGCCCUCCAUCCCUACGGCUGCUGCUGCCCGCCUGCCCGCCCGCCUUCCUGCUGAGACCGACGUCUGGCCGGCCACGGUCCGGGCGUCUUCGCGGCGCCCGCCCGUUGGUUCGCCUGCCCGCGCGCGUCGCCACAGCCACGGGGGGAGUCUGCGAAUAUUCGCAUCUUCCCGCCUCGCCUCGUCCUCACACGUGUCUCACUACUCGCACGUGUUGAUUCUUUCUUGGACGCAAAGAAACUCCGACGCUCGGGGACUCUCGAGUUUCCCCCUUUUGUUCCCCUCCUCUCCUCCUCGUCCUCCUCGUCCAGCCCCAACCCCCCACCAACGACUGAUUGCAAAACCCCGCCGUGCCCCGUACGAAUGUUCUCCGAGCUCCUCGUCCCGUUCUUCGCGCGGCUAUCCCUUGUGACUAGGGGCGGUCGGCGGUGACAUCUCAAAUCAAUCAGGUUUUUUAUCCGUAAAGAGAGAGAGGUGUCCAGGCCCCAACUUCAGGGUCCGAUUUCAGUAUUUCGAUUUCAGAAAGUUUCUUAUUUCCAAAUACAAAAAUAAGUCUUUGUUAUCUGGUGUCUUUAUUAGAGAAACUAACGAGUGGUGUCGCAAGUUAAUCAGGUUUUUAAUUCGUAAGGAGAGUGAGUGGUGUCGACACUUAUAAAUACAGAAAUAUGGAAUUUCAGGGUCCGAUUGCAGUGUUUCGGCUUUAGAAAGUUUGUUAUUUCCAAAAAAAGAUGUUUUUUAUCCAAGUGUAUUAUAAGAGAAUCUAACUUAGUCAAUAAUUAAGUUUUUAAUUCAUAAGGAGAGAGUGAGUGGUGUCCAAACCCCUAUAAAUAAGGC